GGAUCAACAACAACGAGUCAGCCACUUUGGUAGCCAACAGCCGAAACAUUUAGACUGUUUUUGUGCAUAUUUGCCUCUAUGUUUUAAAUAUACUUCUGACAUCUAGUUAAUAGACACCAUUUCAAUGGAAUAACGUUAGGUACAUUGUUAGUCAACUAGCUGGCUUGAUAAGUUAGCCUAGCACUAAACUAGUCGCUCAUGCUAACUAGCUAGCUAGCUCGCCUGCUAAAGAAGAGGAGGUCUGUUGGACGGAGAAAGAAGCUCUGUGGCUGAACAUUGUAGUGAAAGAGGAGAAGGAAGAGGAGGAUGUUACAGUAAAACAAGAAGUAGAGGGUGAGGCUGUUACAGUGAAAGAAGAAGAGAAAGACGUUACAGUGAAAGAAGAGGAAGAGGCGUUCAGUGAAAGAGGAGGAGGAUGUUACAGUAAAAGAAGAGGAGGAUGAGAAAGAGGAUGAUGCAGUUUUUGCAUUUAGUCCUGAAUGCUGAUUGGCUGACAGCCGUGGUAUAUCAGGCCGUAUACCAUGGGAGAGAGACCAGACUCUGACAGCAGGAAGAGUUCCUCAGAGGAAACAGACCCGGAGACGCCUAACCAACACCACUGUUCCCAGUGUGGAAAGAGUUUUAGGUGUUUAGGGAGCCUGAAAAUGCAUGAGAGAAUACAUACAGGAGAAAAGCCCUACCAUUGUUCCCACUGUGGAAAGAAUUUUACUCAGUUAGGGGCCCUGGUUGGGCAUGAGAGAACACACAUGGGAGAGAAGCCUUAUCACUGUUCCCACUGUGGAAAGAGUUUUAGGUGGUUAUGGGUCCUUAAAAAGCAUGAGAGAAUACACACUGGAGAGAAGCCUUAUCACUGUUCUCACAGUGGAAACAGUUUUAGGUGGUUAGUGAGCCUGAAAACACAUGAGAGAAUACACACAGGAGAGAAAUCUUAUAGCUGUGAUCAAUGUGGGAAGAGUUUUACCUCAUCCAGUAAUCUGACUCUACACCAGAGAACACACACAGCAGAGAAACCUUAUAUCUGUGAUCAAUGUGGGAAGAGUUUUGUUCGAUCUGACCAGCUGACAUUACACCAGAGAACACACACAGGAGAGAAACCGUAUAUCUGUGAUCAAUGUGGGAAGAGUUUUGUUCAAUCUGGCCAGCUGACAUUACACCAGAGAACACACACAGGAGAGAAACCUUAUAUCUGUGAUCAAUGUGGGAAGAGUUUUGUUCAAUCUGGCCAGCUGACAUUACACCAGAGAACACACACAGGAGAGAAACUUUAUAGCUGUGGUCAAUGUGGGAAGAGUUUUGCCUCAUCUAGCAAUCUGACUCUACACCAGAGAACACACACAGGAGAGAAACCUUAUAGCUGUGUUCAAUGUGGCAAGAGUUUUGGUCAAUAUAGCUAUCUGACAGUGCACCAGAGAAUACACACAGGAGAGAAUUCUUAUAUCUGUGUUCAAUGUGGGAAGAGUUUUACUACAUCUAGCUAUCUGACGCUACACCAGAGAACACACACAGGAGAGAAACCUUAUACUUGUGAUCAAUGUGGGAAGAGUUUUUCUACAUCUAGCUAUCUGACAGUGCACCAGAGAAUACACACAGGAGAGAAAUCUUAUAUCUGUGUUCAAUGUGGGAAGAGUUUUACUACAUCAAGAGAUCUGACUCUACACCAGAGAACACACACAGGAGAGAAACCUUUCAGCUGUGCUCAAUGUGGGAAGAGUUUUGUUCGAUCUGGCCAGCUGACAAUACACCAGAGAACACACACAGGAGAGAAACCUUAUAGCUGUGGUCAAUGUGGGAAGAGUUUUGGUCAAUCUGGAGAUCUGACAGUGCACCAGAGAACACACACAGGAGAGAAACCUUACAGCUGUGGUCAAUGUGGGAAGAGUUUUGUUGGAUCUGGCCUGCUGACUAUACACCAGAGAACACACACAGGAGAGAAACCCUAUUGCUGUAGUCAAUGUGGGAAGAGUUUUACUACAUCUAGUAUUCUGACUCGACACCAGAGAACACACACAGGAGAGAAAUCUUAUAGCUGUGAUCAAUGUGGGAAGAGUUUUACUACAUCUAGUAUUCUGACUCGACACCAGAGAACACACACAGGAGAGAAAUCUUAUAGCUGUGGUCAAUGUGGGAAGAGUUUUGCUGCAUCUAGCAAUCUGACUGUACACCAGAGAACACACACAGGAGAUAAAGUUAUAGCUGUGAUCAAUGUGGGAAGAGUUUUGUUCAGUCUGGCCAGCUGACAAGACACCAGAGAACACACACAGGAGAGAAAUCUCAUAGCUGUGACCAGAGAUAAUCUGAUAAAAGAUCUCUGAUCAAAUAUCAGAAAAUACAUGAAGGAGUUGUUUCAUGAUGUCAACGAAUUAAUGUCACAACGUAGAAUGUUUUAACAUUGUAGUGGGAGUAUUUUAAAGAUGUCACAAUGUAGAACCCUAAAUAUUUGCUCCCUGUUCUAUUAAUUUCAACAUGAUAUGAAUAUUAGCCUCAGGGGUAAAAUACAGGCUCUGAUUUGGAAGAGUUACUAAUUAUGUGAUUUAACAAAAAUUGACAAAAAAGAGUUGUGUUACUGUUACCACGUUGAUGACCCACUUGAAUCAAAAUGCAACACUUCAAAAUGUAACUAGCUGUUUUCUACAAGUAGUCCUCUAACCAGUGAUGUACACAUUAUUCCCAGAUUCCGUGUGGUU
Molecule: messenger RNA, 2684 nt
Organism: Salmo salar (Atlantic salmon)
Lineage: Eukaryota; Metazoa; Chordata; Actinopteri; Salmoniformes; Salmonidae
Source: RefSeq, a predicted model, not a curated record